UCGAGAAAUAAAUAUCAAUUUUGAUACGAAACUUUAUACAAGCAAAACGAUCAAUUAUCAACUACAAUCUCCCACUUCAGGGGAAUCUGUUACACAAAAAAAGCUUGAUCACCAUGAACCGCAUUGUUUGACGCAAACGCAGUGAAUUAAGUAUUGUCGCUUUUGCACCGCGGUCGCACCGCCAAACAAUGUUGAUAUUGUCAUUCACACAGUAAAUAAGGCAAUCCGUUUGACCAUAAAUCUGGUGCUAAUAUGCCACGAACAUAUUACCACGCACCUUGAACAAAGAUUUCAUUCAUCGUCGAGUUAAGCAGCCGCUCAAUUAUAUCAGAUACGGUUGGUCGCAAUGUAGCAUCUUGCUUCAAAAUCCAUCUGCACCAAACACAACAACCAAUUACCUCGUUCAGCACCUGCACACCUCACCUUAGAGUGCAAAAGGCCCACUGUAUUAUUUCGCAAAACUUUGAUGAGUAAAAAACAGUUUUUUGAGAAUUUAAUCGGACCGGUGUCUACUAGGAAUAUGCACUCCACGACGCGCACGACACCCAAAUUGUAAAAAGAGCAUUCAAAUGGCGAAUCCGAAUGUCAUUGCGUAAAAGCAAGCAGCCUAGUGACCACACGUCGGUGGCGCUGGUAAAGUGCUAAUGGGCUGGUACCUCGUAAAGUUCUGGGGUCGGAAAACGUUUGAGCCAAGCGCAUUUGUGCAACAUGUGUAAGCUCUGCUGCCUUACCUGGCGCCAGAUAAACAAUGGAUCUAUAACGUCAGCCGUGCUCUCCUUUGGCGAACAGCAUGAGAAUUUCCGGCGGAGACAAACAAUGACGCAAGCACUGAUUAAAUGACUGAUACCUUCAUAUCGCGAUGUGCAAGUGGUGGUGCAUUUACGUGCAGUUCUGUUUGUUACAGCUCGACAGAUCUGGAGAAAAAUGUCCAGAAUGUGAGCUUCAGGAAAUCGCACGUCUUUCUGUCAUAAAAUUGUUGCAACUUGUCAUAACGAAGUGGCGAACCCAAAGUAUUGUACAGUUAAUACUUAUUGCAGUAUUUAUCAGAUUGCGUAAUGUUCCAAUCUAUCUUCGAUAGUAAAAGUUCAGGUCAACACAAACUCAUAUGCUCUUGCAAUCAUCAGCAAGAGCUCAAGCGCUUCCAAAUAUAGGAACCGCAAACAAUACUCAAGCGCUUCAUCUUCAGUGGAUAAAACAGCGUAAUCAGCUAGCGGCAUGAUGUUCGGGUGCGUGAAAGCCUUAUCUGCUCGGCCAGCUGCACUUGUUUGUCUGUCUGGCAUAAUAUUUUUUCAACUCAAAAGCCUCGCCUGUAUCAAUAUUUCUGGCUGGAUAAACGAAAAUUCUCCUUGUGCAAUCGCAGAGCUGAUAAGCACUCGGUAAGUGAAUUUUUCGAGCGACGUGACAUGAGGAGGAAACAAUAACCAUGUACGUUCGGCCACUCUGCAUACGCACGAAAUUCGAGUAUUUUAGACAUAAUAGAAUUCGCCGGGAUGCAUAAAAAGGGAAGUAUGUCACGGCUGGGCAGAUGUGACCUGAUGAUGACAAGAAGUCCAACUUAAGUUCGAAUAGAUUGCGUUCAUUCUUUCAGAGA
Molecule: messenger RNA, 1591 nt
Organism: Plasmopara halstedii
Lineage: Eukaryota; Oomycota; Peronosporomycetes; Peronosporales; Peronosporaceae
Exons: 1
Coding region: 860-1078 (72 amino acids)
Source: RefSeq, a predicted model, not a curated record